Molecule: messenger RNA, 954 nt
Organism: Hyla sarda
Lineage: Eukaryota; Metazoa; Chordata; Amphibia; Anura; Hylidae
Product: olfactory receptor 5B21-like
Exons: 1
Coding region: 1-954 (317 amino acids)
Biological process (GO): G protein-coupled receptor signaling pathway
Cellular component (GO): membrane
Molecular function (GO): olfactory receptor activity; G protein-coupled receptor activity
Source: RefSeq, a predicted model, not a curated record
AUGGCUGAAUUAAUAUAUGAGAACCAGUCUUCAGUAACCUCUUUUAUGCUUGUCGGUUUUACUGACAUGCCUCAUCUGCACUUACCUCUUCUUCUUGCAUUCUAUCUUAUGUAUAUUCUGACCAUAACAGGAAACGGUCUUAUUUUAGUGCUUGUGUUAUUUCAUACUACAUUGAAAAAACCAAUGUAUUUCUUUUUAUGCCAUUUGGCUUCUCUAGAUAUUUGUUAUACAUCUAUUACGCUUCCUAAUCUGAUAUGGCUCCAUUCGCAGAGUGAUAAACACAUUUCAUUUGCAGGCUGCUUUUUACAGCAGUAUUUAUAUAUUGCAUUUGCAGUUUCAGAAUAUUUUUUAUUGGCAGCGAUGGCAUAUGACCGAUAUGUUGCCAUCUGCAACCCCUUACGUUACUCCUUGAUCAUGAGUCCAAAAACCUGCCUCAUUCUGGCUCAAGGCUGUUGGGUAACUGGUUUUGUAAGUUCAUCAUUUCCAGUCUCAUUGUCUUCACAUUUCAGUUUUUGCAAAUCCCAUGAGAUUAACCAUUUCUUCUGUGACCUUACUGCCCUUGUGAAGUUGUCAUGUGGCAAAAAUACCAACAUCGUAGUGUUAAUACUUGUGGAGAGUCUUGUAUUAGGAUUAAUGCCAUUCAUGUUCACUUUGGCUUCCUAUACUAUAAUUCUACGUACUAUUUUUAGCAUUCGUGUAAAAGACGGAAGGAGUAAGGCCUUCUCUACUUGUGCAUCCCAUCUUACAGUGGUAGUUCUCUUCUAUGGUACUAUGAUAGUGGUCUAUAUUCGUCCACCUUCAAUGUACAUGCCAGAUCAUGACAAGCUCUUUGCUUUACUCUACACAGCUGUAAUCCCCAUGAUCAAUCCAAUGAUUUAUACCUUAAGAAACGGAGAAGUGAAUAAUAUUAUGAAGAAAGUACUUAAUUUGUCUUUUUGCAAAGUAAACAAAUAA